AUGGCGACCCCCGAGGAAAAGGCAACGGAGCUCAAGAACCAGGGCAACAAGGCGUUCGCCGCGCGCGACUGGCCGGCUGCGAUUGAUCUGUACAGCAAAGCCAUUGAGCUGUACGACAAGGAACCAACCUUCUGGUCCAACAGAGCUCAGGUUCGUGCGGCCUCGGCCCAUCGAACUCAAACCGAACUUCGUCAAGGUGCGCGAAGCGCCCUUCUUGCAGUUCGAGCGGUCUUCCCCAGGCUGACGAACCACCGACCACAGGCCUACUACCGGAGAGCAACCGCAUAUGCCGCCAUCUUGAGGCCGAAAGAUGCUGUCAAGGACUUCAAGACGUGCAUCAAGAUCGACCCGAGCAACAAGGAUGCGAAGCUCAAGCUAGUCGAUUGCGAGAAAAUUGUGCGGCAGCUCGCGUUCUUCGCUGCUAUUGAGGUUGGGGAGGAGCCGUCGGCUGCCGAGGGCCUCGAUGUGGACUCUAUUGCGAUCGAGCCCUCGUACGACGGCGUGCGGUUAGAGGGGGAGAUGACGCAGGAGUUCAUCGACGACAUGAUGGAGCGGUUCAAGAACGGCAAGACGAUCCAUAAGAAAUACGUCUACCAAAUUAUCCUCGCCGUCAAGAAGCUCGUGUAUGACGAGCCCACCAUGGUGGAAGUUGACAUUCCGGAGGGCGUGGAGCUCACCGUUUGCGGCGACACUCAUGGGCAAUACUUCGAUUUGAUGGAGCUGUUCAGGUUAAACGGGAAGCCAAGCGAGAAGCACUGGUACCUGUUCAACGGCGACUUUGUGGACCGGGGUUCUUGGUCGACCGAGAUUGCGCUUCUGCUUUACGCGAACAAGUGGUUGAGGCCCAAGUGCUUCUUCAUUAACCGGGGCAAUCAUGAGACAGACGACAUGAACAAGGUGUAUGGCUUCGAGGGCGAGUGUAAAGCGAAGUACAACGAGCGUGUGUUCAGGUUGUUUUCGGAGAGCUUUUCAGCUCUGCCGCUGGCCACGCUGGUCGGCAAGAAGUACUUUGUGCUCCACGGUGGUCUAUUCUCGGACGAUAACGUAACAUUGGACGACAUCCGGAAACUAGAUAGGCACAAGCAGCGGCAGCCUGGACAGUCUGGGCUGAUGAUGGAGAUGCUGUGGACGGAUCCUCAAACGGAGCCUGGCAGAGGCCCCAGCAAGCGGGGCGUGGGCUUGCAGUUUGGGCCCGAUGUCACCAAGCGGUUCUGUGAGAAGAACGGCCUUGAAGCUGUCAUCCGAAGCCACGAAGUCAGGAUGGAGGGGUACGAGGAGGAGCACGACGGGAAGUGCAUCACCGUGUUCUCGGCCCCCAAAUACUGCGACAUGACGGAAAACAGGGGGGCAUACAUCAAUAUUGGCCCCGACUACAAGCUCAGGUUCUCACAGUUUGACGCUGUGCCACAUCCAAACAUCAGGCCUAUGGCGUACGCUGCCAAUUCUCUGAUGUCCGCGUUGAUGUAG
Molecule: messenger RNA, 1467 nt
Organism: Thermothielavioides terrestris NRRL 8126
Lineage: Eukaryota; Fungi; Ascomycota; Sordariomycetes; Sordariales; Chaetomiaceae
Exons: 6
Coding region: 1-1467 (488 amino acids)
Cellular component (GO): nucleus; cytosol
Molecular function (GO): protein binding; protein serine/threonine phosphatase activity
Source: RefSeq, a predicted model, not a curated record